Molecule: messenger RNA, 3798 nt
Organism: Penicillium brevicompactum
Lineage: Eukaryota; Fungi; Ascomycota; Eurotiomycetes; Eurotiales; Aspergillaceae
Product: serine/threonine-protein kinase
Exons: 5
Coding region: 1-3798 (1265 amino acids)
Biological process (GO): protein phosphorylation; intracellular signal transduction
Cellular component (GO): cytoplasm
Molecular function (GO): ATP binding; protein serine/threonine kinase activity
Source: RefSeq, a predicted model, not a curated record
AUGGACCAGAUGGUGUGGGAGUCCAAUGACCCUCAGCGCAGGCGUCAACCCUUGACGGAUGGGUCUAGUCGUGCGAAUCACUCGAAGUCGCCCAACGAUGGAACAUCCCGCAUGGUCAUCGGAGAGUCUGAGAUUAAAACACCCGACAGGUCGUCCUUCCUAAUGACACCCACUCCGAAGAGAUACCAGGACACCGAUCGGCUCUCCGUGGCAACUGACAUGCAACCCGAUUCAGCGCGGAACUCCAUCAUGUCGGCGGCGUCUCUCUUGUCAAACAAAGGGAAGAGGAAGACACAUGUUGGACCAUGGCAAUUGGGACGUACCCUUGGAAAAGGUGCCACUGGAAGGGUUCGAAAGGCAAAGCAUGCAGUGACAGGCAACACCGCCGCCAUCAAGAUCGUUUCCAAGAAGUCAGCUGCAAUGGUUCAGAGUGAGAGCAUCGCGGCAAUGGACCGAAAUGUGGGCAACUUUGCCAGCAAGACAGCAACCCGCCAGAUGCCAUGUGGUAUCGAGCGAGAGGUAGUGAUCAUGAAGUUGAUUGAACACCCGAAUGUGAUCAGCUUAUAUGAUGUUUGGGAAAAUCGUGGAGAAUUGUACUUGGUACUUGAAUAUGUCGAAGGGGGAGAGUUAUUCGAUUACGUAUCACAGAACGGACCUUUGGCAGAAGAAGAGGCAGUUCGACUAUUCCGACAGAUCAUAGCAGCUCUUGGAUACUGCCAUCGUUUCAACAUCUGCCACCGCGAUCUCAAGCCCGAGAACAUCUUACUUGACGGAAACCACAAUGUCAAACUUGCAGACUUUGGCAUGGCCGCGCUCCAGCCUGCUGGCCAUUGGCUGAACACAUCUUGCGGUAGCCCUCAUUACGCAGCGCCAGAGAUCAUCUAUGGCCGGAAAUACCGUGGUGACAAAGCUGACAUGUGGAGCUGUGGUAUCAUUCUGUAUGCGUUGCUCACUGGAUACUUGCCAUUUGAUGGUGGCGAUCUUGGAAAAACGCUGCGUCUUGUGAAGAAGGGUGACUAUAUCAUCCCUUCAAACCUCAGUGAUGAGGCCGCUGAUUUGAUUCAACGGAUUUUGCAAAAGAGACCAGAGGAUCGAAUCUCUAUGCAGCAUAUCUGGAUGCACCCACUGUUUACCAAAUAUGAGAAGCUUCACAAUGCGAUGGUUGACCACUACGUCGGUCCCCCUCCCCCUCUGUCAGUGAAAGACUGUGGUCCAACUUUGUCUUGCCCCCAAGACAUCGAUGUGGACAUUCUCCGCAACCUCCAGACUCUUUGGCACGAUGUCAAGCCCAACGACCUUGUUCAAAGGCUACUAUGCAUCGAACCAACCCACGAGAGGAUGUUCUACAACGCCCUGGCAAGGUUCCGUGAUGAACAGCUCGAAAACUAUCAAGGACAGCCACUUGAAUACUCGGCCAGUGAUUACCACCACAUCUCCCGUCCUGGAGGUAAGGUUCGUCGUGGCCGUAGCCAGCACGGAGUCGGUAACUCAAAGUGCCGGGCUCAGUACCCAUCUGUAAAAGAUUUAGCACGGUAUUCGAGCUCUAUCAAGGAGCCCAUGUCCUGCGGGACGGUUGAGAGUUAUGACCCAUACAGAUCGCCAAAACAUGAUGCCACGGUCACAGAAACACAGUAUGCUCAAAUAACUAUCCACCGGGAAGGUCCUGACAACGCUGUGGACCUUCUUUCAUCACCCAGAGUACAGCCUCCGCCUUCUAUUGUGGAAGAAGAAGAACCGGAAGAUCUUGACGAAGCAGCCGAUUCACCGUUUACUGUGCUCCAGAAGCGGAAACACAAACCAAGCUCCAUGAAAUCUUUCCACUCUUCCAAGAUCCCACACUCCAGCUCACGAGCCCCUGGUCUGUCCACACAUAGCAUGAGCUACCGUCGCAAUGUUUCUUUCCAUCAUACGCGCAACCGAUCUCAAGGAUCAACCACGACCAAGCCGAAACGCAGAAAGACCGCUACUGUUAACCAACAGGGGGAGAUCAAGCGAUCACCAAGCACGGCAAGCUUGCAAAUCCUCGCAGAAUGUGCAGAUGCACAGGUUAUCCCUAGCAGCCCGCCUCUGCCGGCACAGCCGACAGUAGUUCGGGCGACCAAUCCGAAGGUCAAAAGCCUACGCCAUGUGCGGAAGGUUCGUGAUUCAGACUAUACGUGGAGGGAUGAUACCCGCCAGGUCUCUCAUGAACUCAGCCAAAUUUGUGAAGAGGCUUUCAACGGCAGUUCAGUUUCGACCAUUCGCACUGCAAGUGUAGGAUCUGGUUAUGAAACUCCCGGAACACCAGUCUCGAUGGCAAGUCCAGAGCAAGUCCAAUCCGCUGCCAAGGCUGCUCACUCCAAAGCUACCAAGGAGCCCCCCCGCCCUUACAACAUAAGAGAGCUAACGGAGACCCGACGGAGGCUUCUCGAGAAUGGACUUGGAGGCAAGAAUGACAUUGACCACUUAUCUGGAGUCAUCAGCCAUCUGGAUCGUUUGAUUGAAGAACAUAACGCAACGAGUGCCAGGAGAGGAGACACCAACGUGGCUACAUACCAAGAUCCCUUCGUUAACCCCCCAAGCGAGGUCUUCCUGCCUGUUAUUGACGAGGAACUUCCCAGCCCUGCCCUGCCUGCUAACGAGGUGACCACUCAGCCACCACCACGGGCCUCGCUUGCUGUUUCUCAAGGUGCUGAUCCAAGAGCAACCAUUCGAAUGGUUCCUCAUAGUUCCUUCCGCUCCAUGGAGGAGGUUAAGCCUCUGACCAUCCGAAAGAAGAAAUAUGGAAAAGCCGCACCCGAAGUGCACAAUUCUGCAGCACCAGUUUCCGAGCCAGUUGACCUGAGCGUUUCGUCUGAACAACGAGAAAUCACUCCCAGCGGUCUGGCACCAAUUGAAGAGGCCCAAUUGGGUUCCAAGAAGUACUCCAGCACAGGUUCGCAGAGCAAGAAAUGGUCAUGGUUCAAGCAUCGCUCGAAUGGACCAGAUAGUCCACCCGUUCUGCCUCCAAAGGACGUCGUUCCUCCUAAGGACAUUCUGCCUUCGAAGGAGGUUCACCCUAUAAUCCCCAGUGGAGGUACAGUCGUUCAUGAGCCCAUCACCUUGGAACCUCAUUCCCCUCCUCCCGCUGUCAACACCGAUCGUGUACCAACCCGCAAGACAUCGAUGGACCGGUUUGGUGGCAACUUCUUCAAAAAACUAAUCACAAAGAAGCCGAGUAAGAACACACAGGAGCCUCCUGCUGAACGAGAACAUGACAUUCAAACCACACCGACUAAAGAACAACACCGCAAUUCUUUGCUGUGCAAGGGACUUGCAGACCCCGACAGCUCAAUUGAAGCUGAUGACCCUCGCAACCCGUUCCGCAACAAGCGUCGCUCACUGGCCAACCAGAAUUGGUUUGCGCGUGUAUUCCAGAUUAAGCCAGCAACCCAAAUCAUUCCUUUGAACAUUUCCAAAGCGAAGGGCCGCAAGGAGCUCUACAAGCUUCUUCGUGAGUGGAGAGACUUUGGAAUGGAAGAUGUUUACAUGGACAAGAGCAACAGCAUUGUCCAUGGCCGCGUUUGCGAAGCAAACUUCCUUCACCUUCGGGAGGUUGAGUUCACCGCUGAAUUCUACACUGUCCUCGAGCAUGGCCGACAGGCGAACCUCAGCUUAGUUCGCUUCAAACAGGAGCGCGGAGCAGCUUCAUCUUUCAACAAGGUCGUUGAAACAGUGCAAACUACACUGAAGCGUCGUGGCAUGGUUGUCGAGGACCCCUUACGGGCCAAGAAGAUGUCCAAGGUGCUCGACUUCCUCCCCAGCCAUAACCACAAAUAG